Messenger RNA from Balearica regulorum gibbericeps (East African grey crowned-crane), 2147 nucleotides. Lineage: Eukaryota; Metazoa; Chordata; Aves; Gruiformes; Gruidae. The record is from RefSeq and is a predicted model, not a curated record.
CAGCAAGCUUUGAAUUCAAUCAUGCAGGAUUUGGCUGUGCUUCACAAGGCCAGUCGUCCUGUAUUGCCUCAGCAAGAAACAGGAAAACCAAAGUCGUCUUCACCUAAAAAACAGAAUGAUGUUAGAGUCAAAUUUGAACAUCGAGGUGAAAAAAGGAUUCUGCAAUUACCAAGGCCUGUUAAACUUGAAGAUCUUGCAGCUAAAGCUAAAGUUGCUUUUGGACAGACUAUGGAUUUACAUUACAGCAAUAAUGAGCUUGUAAUUCCAUUAACCACCCAGGAUGACCUGGACAAAGCUGUUGAACUGCUUGACCGUAGUGUGCAUAUGAAGAGUCUCAAGAUAUUGCUUGUAAUACAUGGAAAUACACAGUCACCCAGUGUAAAUAACGUGGAACCCUUGCCCUCACUGGAAGAUUUAGAUAAUACAGUGUUUGGUGUGACAGACAGAAAAAGGCGACUGUCUGUAAUAGGUUCUAAUACUCGUGAUAGGAGUUCACCUCCCCCAGGAUACAUUCCAGAUGAGCUGCAUCAGGUGGCCCGAAAUGGGUCUUUCACCAGUAUCAACAGUGAGGGUGAAUUCAUUCCAGAAAGUAUGGAUCAGAUGCUGGAUCCAUUGUCUUUGAGCAGUCCUGAAAACUCUGGCUCAGGAAGCUGUCCCUCACUUGACAGCCCUUUAGAUGGAGACAACUAUCCCAGAUCUCGGAUGCCAAGAGCACAGAGCUAUCCAGAUAAUCAUCAGGAAUUCUCAGUAGAGUAUGAUAUCCCAAUAUUUGAGAAGUUUGGAAAGGGGGGCACUUAUCCCCGAAGAUACCAUAUUUCAUAUCAUCAGCAAGACUACAAUGACGGUCGUAAAACUUUUCCAAGAGCCAGAAGGACUCAGGGGAACAGCUUCCGAUCACCAGUGAGCUUCAGUCCCACUGAUCACUCGCUGAGCACCAGUAGUGGAAGCAGCGUCUUUACGCCAGAAUACGAAGAUAACCGAAUGAGGAGGAGAGGAAGUGACAUAGACAAUCCUACCUUGUCAGUCAUGGACAUCAGCCCGCCCAGUCGCUCACCACGAGCUCCAACUAAUUGGAGACUUGGUAAGCUGCUGGGUCAAGGUGCAUUUGGCAGAGUAUAUCUGUGUUAUGAUGCUGAUACCGGAAGAGAACUGGCUGUUAAACAAGUUCAGUUUGAUCCUGAUAGUCCAGAAACCAGCAAGGAAGUAAAUGCACUUGAAUGUGAGAUUCAGUUGCUGAAAAAUCUGCUACAUGAAAGAAUUGUUCAGUAUUAUGGCUUCUUGAGAGAUCCACCAGAAAGAACCCUCUCUAUAUUCAUGGAGUAUAUGCCUGGGGGUUCCAUCAAAGACCAAUUGAAAUCAUACGGAGCACUCACAGAGAAUGUGACUCGUAAAUAUACGCGGCAGAUUUUAGAAGGAGUUCACUAUUUGCACAGUAAUAUGAUUGUCCAUCGAGAUAUCAAAGGAGCAAAUAUUCUGCGAGAUUCAGCAGGCAACGUGAAGCUCGGUGACUUUGGUGCCAGCAAACGACUGCAGACGAUAUGUCUCUCUGGUACAGGAAUGAAGUCUGUCACAGGAACUCCAUACUGGAUGAGUCCAGAAGUUAUUAGUGGAGAAGGGUACGGCAGAAAAGCAGAUAUCUGGAGCGUAGGUUGUACAGUGGUAGAAAUGCUCACUGAGAAGCCCCCGUGGGCAGAGUUCGAAGCAAUGGCUGCCAUCUUUAAAAUUGCCACUCAGCCAACCAACCCCCAGCUGCCACCUCAUGUCUCCGACCAUGCUCGGGAUUUCUUGAAACGGAUUUUUAUCGAGGCCAAGCUGCGACCAUUUGCAGAUGAACUGCUAAGACACACGUUUGCACACUAUCACUAACAGCCUGCCUCAACUCAGCUUGCAUCUACUGCGUUUAUUUUCUAUUUGACUGCACUUUUAUUUUUAUUUUUUACAAAAAAAAAAAAAGGAGAAAAAAGACAAGAGAGAGAAUAUUCUCUUGAAUCUUUGUUUCACUUAGAUUGUAAACAAUCUAAAUUUUGUAUCUAAAAUGAGAAUCUUCUCUCCCCGGCUCCCACCAGGACUAGAACUUUUUGUUUCUCUAAUGUACUGAUGUGGUUCGUGUAGAUAAAGCACUUUAGUACAUAUUUGUUCCUUAUUUA